Phacochoerus africanus (Common warthog) is the source of this 956-nucleotide messenger RNA. RefSeq names its product transmembrane protein 14C. The coding region runs from base 156 to 500 and encodes 114 amino acids. The record is from RefSeq and is a predicted model, not a curated record. Lineage: Eukaryota; Metazoa; Chordata; Mammalia; Artiodactyla; Suidae. The transcript has 6 exons. Gene Ontology annotation, biological process: regulation of heme biosynthetic process. Gene Ontology annotation, cellular component: mitochondrial membrane.
CCCGCCCCCGAGACGUAGAGGACGCGCCGCGACAUUUCCUGCAGGGUCGCAGGUCCGGGACUCACGGCUCUGCGUUCUCUUCCGCCGGUGCAGACCUUCGGGAAGUAGGUGCAGGCCUGGUCUAAUCUUCUGUCUGUACGGAGUGGAAGAGAACAAUGCAGAAGGAUUCCGGCCCACUAGUGCCUUUACAUUGGAUUGGCUUUGGUUAUGCCGCACUGGUUGCUUCCGGUGGGAUCAUUGGCUAUGCAAAAGCAGGCAGCGUCCCGUCCCUGGCGGCCGGGCUCCUCUUCGGUGGCCUAGCGGGCCUGGGUGCCUACCAGCUGUCUCAGGAUCCAAGGAACAUUUGGGUUUUCUUAGUUACAUCUGGAACCUUGGCUGGCAUCAUGGGAAUGAGAUUCUACCACUCUGGAAAAUUUAUGCCUGCGGGCUUGAUUGCAGGUGCCAGUUUGCUGAUGGUCGCCAAACUUGGAAUUAGUGUGUUGAGUAAACCCCAUCCGUAGUAGUCACGGCCCCGCUUGGACUCAUGAAGAAUUGUUAACCUUCCCACUAUUUCUUGUGCAUUAAUACGUACAGCGUUUUCACAUAUUCUGAAAUCUUAAAACCCAAAACAACACUGAACUUUGCAGAGAAAAAAAAUCAGUCAUUAUGGUUCCGACUCUAAAGAGGUGGGUGUGUGUGACCCAAGAUCUUUCUCUCAUCGUGUCCUCAUUCAGCUUGAUUCUUUUUGUUGGUCUCCUCUCUUCUUUCUGUAUCUGUAGGUAAAAUCUCAAAGUAAAAAAGUUAGGUGUCACCACUGGGGCCCCUGAAACCCCCUGCCCUACUCAGGACCAGUGUGAAAGAAACCUUUUAAUGAGAGUUAGGGUAUCUGUUCUUUAGCUCAUCUUAGAGCACAGACCUGCUUUGAAAUUAUGUUCAAUGAAAUCAAUGAAAAUAAAGUUUUCUGUUUAUUAUUGUUA